ACAGUGCGGCGGAGCCGGAGCUGGAGCGGCGGCCGUGGCUGCUGCCCCCACCCCCGCCACGGGUCGCCGGGUGGCAGCGCAGCGCCGCUCCAGGCUGAGGGUCGGUGCCGAGGCGGGUGGGCGCGAGUCCCGCCCGGAUCGUCCGGGCGGCGCCGUCCCCGGGACCCCCGGGCGCUGCCAGGGAUCAUGUCUACAGCCUCCGCCGCCUCCUCCUCUUCCUCGUCCUCGACCAGUGAGAUGAUCGAAGCCCCUACCCAGGUCCUGAACUUCGAGGAGAUCGACUACAAGGAGAUCGAGGUGGAAGAGGUUGUUGGAAGAGGAGCCUUUGGAGUGGUUUGCAAGGCUAAAUGGAGAGCAAAAGAUGUUGCAAUUAAACAAAUAGAAAGUGAAUCUGAGAGGAAAGCUUUUAUUGUCGAGCUUCGACAGUUGUCCCGUGUGAACCAUCCCAACAUUGUAAAGCUAUAUGGAGCCUGCUUGAACCCAGUGUGUCUUGUGAUGGAAUAUGCUGAAGGAGGCUCUUUAUAUAAUGUGCUGCAUGGUGCUGAACCUUUGCCAUAUUACACUGCUGCCCACGCGAUGAGUUGGUGUUUACAGUGUUCUCAAGGCGUGGCUUACCUUCACAGCAUGCAACCCAAAGCUCUAAUUCACAGGGACCUGAAACCGCCAAAUUUGCUGCUGGUCGCAGGUGGGACUGUUCUAAAAAUCUGUGAUUUUGGUACAGCCUGUGACAUUCAGACACACAUGACCAAUAACAAGGGGAGUGCCGCAUGGAUGGCACCCGAAGUUUUUGAAGGUAGCAAUUACAGUGAAAAAUGUGACGUCUUCAGUUGGGGUAUUAUCCUUUGGGAGGUGAUAACACGUCGGAAACCCUUUGAUGAAAUUGGAGGGCCAGCUUUCCGAAUCAUGUGGGCUGUUCAUAAUGGUAUUCGACCACCACUGAUUAAAAACUUACCUAAGCCCAUUGAGAGCCUGAUGACUCGCUGUUGGUCUAAGGACCCUUCUCAGCGCCCUUCCAUGGAGGAAAUUGUGAAAAUAAUGACUCACUUGAUGCGGUACUUCCCAGGAGCAGAUGAGCCAUUACAGUAUCCUUGUCAAUAUUCAGAUGAAGGACAGAGCAACUCUGCUACUAGUACAGGUUCAUUCAUGGAUAUUGCUUCUACAAAUACAAGUAAUAAAAGUGAUACUAAUAUGGAACAACUUCCUGCCACAAAUGAUACUAUUAAGCGCCUAGAAUCAAAAUUAUUAAAAAAUCAAGCCAAGCAGCAGAGUGAAUCCGGACGCUUGAGCUUGGGAGCCUCCCGGGGGAGCAGCGUGGAGAGCUUGCCCCCAAUGUCCGAGGGCAAGAGGAUGAGUGCUGACAUGUCGGAAAUAGAAGCUAGGAUUGCUGCAACCACAGCCUAUACCAAGCCUAAACGGGGCCACCGUAAAACUGCUUCAUUUGGCACCAUUCUGGAUGUCCCUGAGAUCGCCAUAUCAGGCAACGGACAACCAAGACGUAGAUCGAUCCAAGACUUGACUAUUACUGGAACAGAACCUGGUCAGGUGAGCAGUAGAUCAUCCAGUCCUAGUGUCAGAAUGAUCACUACCUCAGGACCAACUUCAGAAAAGCCAACUCGAAGUCAUCCAUGGACCCCUGACGAUUCCACAGAUACCAAUGGAUCAGAUAACUCCAUCCCCAUGGCCUAUCUUACACUGGAUCACCAACUGCAGCCUCUAGCACCAUGCCCAAACUCCAAAGAAUCUAUGGCAGUGUUUGAACAGCAUUGUAAAAUGGCACAAGAAUAUAUGAAAGUUCAAACAGAAAUUGCAUUGUUAUUACAGAGAAAGCAAGAACUAGUUGCAGAAUUGGACCAGGAUGAAAAGGACCAGCAAAAUACAUCUCGACUGGUACAAGAACAUAAAAAGCUUUUAGAUGAAAACAAAAGCCUUUCUACUUACUACCAGCAAUGCAAAAAACAACUAGAGGUCAUCAGAAGUCAGCAACAAAAACGGCAAGGCACUUCAUGACUCUCUGGGGCUGCAACAUUUUAAAAUAUGCAAGGACUUUUCUUUUAAAGAAAGAAAAACCCAUAUAAUGACAGCUCAUGAGUGUUAGCUUUUUGGCAUGUUCUGAAUGCCACUACCUAUAUUUGCUGCCUUUGUUUCAUCGUUUAUUUUCCUUUUCUCAAGGUGGACAUGCAAUUCCACUGUCUCGUUGUAUAAUGUGUUGGCAUCUGUGACUUGAAUAAGCAGCAGUUCUCAACUUCAGAACCGAUGCAGUGAAGUGGCCGUGUAUGCAUGCUCAGUGUGUGAAGGCUAGCCUAACAACUGGGGGUAUCAAACUCGCUGCUGUGUGCGAACAUCGACCUUUUCAUAUUAGAGGUGGAACCUCAAGAAUAACUUUGUUCUUGUAUCUCAUCUCAAAGAACUAAAAAUUAUUUUUUUUCCAAAAGGUGAUAUAUACCAAGUUGAAGAACAGGGUAUUAUUAAUCUAGAGUAAUUGAUGGUACGUUACAGAAGUACAGGUCGUUUAGAGUGAAAGGCUCUGGUGCCAGGAGCCUUGGAUCAGUACUGAACUUAGCUCCAUCUAUAAAAUACUUACAGGUAAGUAGAGGCUGCUGAAUUUAAUGAAAGCAUUUUUUUCCACAUUUCACUCAACUAAAUUUUGUUUCUGAGAAAUUGAACAAAGUGGAUCUUUUUUAAGGCAUAAAGAUUUCUAAUUCCGUGUGUAUAUGUGUGUGUUGAAACUGUAAAGCUUUUAUGACUCUGAUAUUAAUAUCUCUUAAAUUAAAGGACAAAAAAACCAUAAUUCAUCUUAAAUGACCAUUCCUUCCUGCAGUGAUUAUUGGAUUGUUUUUAACCACGUAUUUGGAAAAGCUAGAAAGAAAUGAUGGAAAAUGGAAAUAACUGUUCCAGCUAAAAGCCUUAUGCUUCAGGUGGCUUUGUGUAUCAGCUGAAAAAUAAGCCAAGAAAAUGAGGAACAGUGAGCAAGUUACAGAAGUACAUUUAAAUUUAUCAAGUAUCUUGAUUAUUCUAAAUAUUGGGAUAAUUGAUUUUCCUUGCAAGUCCAUUCUAUCUUUGCUGUCUAUCAAUUCUUUUAAGAAAAUUUCAGCAUUUAUGAACAGAAUAUUUAUAUUCUUAAUAAGAACUUUGCUACCAACCUUCAAAAUAACUUUAAAAAACAUUAUUGAAAUAAUAACCCAUGCAAGCUCUAUUUUUUCAGUUGGUAGUCACUUUUUGAUACUGUACAAAAUGUGUUUUAAAUAAGAGGGUCACAAAUUUCAUUUUUAUAGCAUUAAUGUUAUAUUAAAAGAAAAAAAAUGAAAACAUAAUUACCCCAACUGUUAGAAUUCUAUAUGAUUGUAUUGUAGAUUUUGCUGUUUCAGAUAAGCAAGUUGACCUAAGAAGUUAUCAAAACUAUUCUUAAAAAUGCUAAAGCAGGUAACUUUUUCUUGCAUUAUUUCUUCCUUCUCCCCGUGAGUUUUAUAAUGAAUUCCUUAUGUAUACAAGCAAUAAAAGUAAAGGACAGUUUGUACUAA
Molecule: messenger RNA, 3518 nt
Organism: Ochotona curzoniae (black-lipped pika)
Lineage: Eukaryota; Metazoa; Chordata; Mammalia; Lagomorpha; Ochotonidae
Gene: MAP3K7
Product: mitogen-activated protein kinase kinase kinase 7
Exons: 17
Coding region: 187-2007 (606 amino acids)
Biological process (GO): JNK cascade; protein phosphorylation; positive regulation of canonical NF-kappaB signal transduction
Molecular function (GO): MAP kinase kinase kinase activity; magnesium ion binding; ATP binding
Source: RefSeq, a predicted model, not a curated record